GACUAUAUAAAUUUUGUGAAAUGCUUAUCCAAACCAUAACUUCAUCUAAACUUUUCAGAAUUUUGUACCUUGUUUUCUUACAGAACUUUGUUCCAUUCUUUUUUUAUGAAAACAUAAAUAUCCAACCAAACUUUUUUUGACAUUCAGAAUCAAACACCUUUAAAAGAUAUACCAUAUUGUAGAGAUGAAAAAGUUACACACAAGUUAUUCAAACUCAACAUCUUCUAAGCUAGGAGUUAAUAAAGAUUCACAAGUGAUAUCAAAAGUAAAGCCAAAGAUCAGAAUAAUUCACAUAUAUGCUCCAGAAAUCAUAAAAACUGAUGCUGCAAAUUUCAGAGAGCUUGUUCAAAGACUCACAGGAAAGCCAGAAGAUGAAACUGAAAGGGGAGGUGUAAGAAGCAAAUCCAACACUGCACCCCUACCAACCCAAGAUCUAAGGGAUUUAAACACCAACAAGAAGGCCAUGAUCAUGCAAGAUGAUGAAAAAGAGUUUCUUAAUCACCAAAAUGGGAUUAAAGUAAAGAAUGAAAAUGAAAAGAAACAAGAAAUUGAAGAAGAUAUAUGGAGAAGAUCAAAAUCAAAUGAGAAAUUCAGUGGUUUCUUAGAUGGAUUCUCAGAAUUAGAUGGUUUUAUGGAUGAGUUAAGUACUAUUCCAUUACUUAAUCAAAAUUAAUACCUGCUUUUGAUUUGUUGUUAAUUUGGUUUUUUUCAUUGAUGUGUGCAUAUUUAUCACCAAAAUAGUCAUAGAAAAAGUAUUUAUGCCUCUUCAUUAGUUUGACAAUUAACUAUCUUGCUUCUGAUGCUAUGCAUCAUGAUAUUAAAUAAAGGUAUGCGACUGUGAUCUGAAUUACGACAUAACAUAACAGUUUUUUAUGUCGUCAAAAUUGCAAUUGAGGUUGCAUCAGUUGCAUUUGCAACAUCAAAGAUUGCAAUGCGACCACGUUGCUGCGACCACACUAUUUAAAAUCCUGCUAUGCAUGUGUAUUGAUUUCAAGUGGCCCUUUUGAUACUGAAGUAUUAUAAUGAGCAUUUAUGAACAUUACUUGCUUUUAUA
Molecule: messenger RNA, 1054 nt
Organism: Cicer arietinum (chickpea)
Lineage: Eukaryota; Viridiplantae; Streptophyta; Magnoliopsida; Fabales; Fabaceae
Product: VQ motif-containing protein 25-like
Cellular component (GO): nucleus
Source: RefSeq, a predicted model, not a curated record